Messenger RNA from Fusarium poae, 1902 nucleotides. RefSeq lists its product as uncharacterized. Gene Ontology annotation, molecular function: single-stranded DNA binding. Gene Ontology annotation, biological process: DNA-templated transcription. The transcript is spliced from 4 exons. Lineage: Eukaryota; Fungi; Ascomycota; Sordariomycetes; Hypocreales; Nectriaceae. The record is from RefSeq and is a predicted model, not a curated record. Gene Ontology annotation, cellular component: RNA polymerase III complex. Bases 1 to 1902 code for a protein of 633 amino acids.
AUGCUCGUUACAAAACACGCUGCAGAGCUUUGUGCUCUCCUAGUCAAUGACCUCCAUGGAGAACUCCCUUCGCGAAUCUUGAAUGCGCUACUGACCAAAGGCCGCUCGACGAUUGCGCAACUGAUCCAAUAUACCUCCCUUACUCCACGAUAUUUGCGAAAUGGCCUAGCUGUCUUAAUCCAGCAAAACCUCCUUUACCACCACACAGAUCCCAAUACCAACGUCACGAGCUACCAAGCAAAUUCCGAUGCCUGCUACAACCUUGUUCGGUCGGGCAAAAUUCUCGAUGUGAUAGAAACACAAUACGGCACCGCCGAACGGGAACUUACCCAGACUCUGCUCCAGCUAGGACAUGCGCGAAUCGCAGAUCUUUCCCAGGCUUUUGGCUCUAGAGCACCCAAAAUCAAUGGGCAUGCCAACGGAGACCAUGACUCACACGAUGGACUCAUUGAAUCAGAAGGCCACUUGAAUUCAGUCCUUGUUCGCCUGAUUCGAUCGGAAAUUAUUGAGACGGUCCGGCCCGAAAGUCUUCGCAACCCUCAAGAUGUGUAUCGUGAGAUUGAAGACGAUGUUACCAAGCCUCGGCCAGGUGAAAAGGCCUCAAAGGGCAAGAGCGAGGCUCAGCGCGAGAUCAUUGAUCGUACCAGGACCUUCAGGGACCAAUCCAAGACACUUAAGCGUCAACUUGAUAUGAGCGGGGGGGCAAAACCUAAAAAACGGAAACUUACCAAUGGCUCAUCACAAAACGGACAUGACUAUGACGCUCCAAAGUUGAACCCUAACGUAGUAGUAAGAGUCAACUACGAGAGAUGCCUGGUCGAGCUACGGAACCAGCGACUCACUGAAUUUGCGGCAGAAAUGCUUGGAGCGGUCACGGGCGAGGUGUAUCGCACAGUACUGGAUCUUUUGACGUCAGAUUUCCCGAGGUGUCGGCCAGAUCCUUUACUCGACGAAGUAGCGGCUGGGCAACAACCGACUGUUACGACCAUCGACAUCUUUGAACAUCUGGACGAAGACGUGAACGUGCAGGCCGGGAUCGGCAAGACUCCAAGGGACAAAAUUGACUCGCAAAGCGCUGAGAGGAUCAGAGAGACUGUACCGGAAUCGGAUGAUGACUCAGACGACUCAGAUGCCGGUCCUCCAGGCAGAAAAAAGAAUUUUGACGUCGAUGAGGAAGAUGACGAGUGGGCUGAUGAUGACGAAGAGCACGGCGCGACCAAUGGACAAGAAAACAAAGUCAGAUUUGAAGAUGCUACAAACGGGAACGAUAGUCGGAUUUCGCAGAUGCGUCGCCAUCUUCUUCUUUUGGCGGAAAGCAAAUACCCGUUCAUACGACAUUGCGGAAUGUAUGGCCGUGGGCAAUGGACUGUGGACUUUGAUCGCCUGUUGGGAAAGCUGCGAGAGACAGAGCUCGAUGCAAUCAUUGAACAGUCGCAUGGUCGACAUGGUCUUCGCUUGACUCGUAUCCUCCGAGAGAAGGGCAAGCUCGACGAGAAGAUGCUCCCGGCCGCCGCCCUCAUGAAAAAGGGCGAUGUACAGGGUAAAAUGCUCGCGAUGCAGAUGGCUGGUAUAGUCGAUGUGCAAGAAGUCCCCAAGGAUAGCAGUCGGCUUGCCAACCGCACCUUGUUCUUCUGGUACUUUGACAAAGAGCGCGCCCAAACACAGGCGCUGGACGAUAUUUACAAGGCCAUGCUCCGAUGCUUGCAGACACUCGAAGUUGAGCGUCAUAAGGAGCGCAACAUUCUCUCAUUUGUGGAGAGAAAGGACGUGCAGGGCAAGGAAGAGGAAGUGAUGACAGCGGAACACUACAACAAGUACAACACACAUCUGGAGGUUCAGAAUAAGCUCCUGGGGCAAUUAAUGCGGUUAGAUGAGCUGGUGUCUGUACUUCGCGACUACUGA